AUGUCCGAAAAGAGAAUAGAGCAGUGGGAAGUCGAGCGAUACUGGGAGAUCUUCUCUUCCCUCUCCAAUGGCCAGCCACAUCUGAACAACGCGCAAGCCGCUACAGUCCUAAGAAACAGCCGAUUACGAGAUGAGCAACUGGAGAAGGUGUGGGAUUUGGCGGAUGUGGACGGAGAUGGUGAGCUGGACUUUGAGGAGUUUUGCGUCGCUAUGAGGCUUAUUUUUGAUCUUGUCAAUGGGGAAUACGCCGAUGUGCCACAUUCAUUACCAGACUGGUUGAUUCCAGAGUCGAAGGCACAUCUAGUCCAAGCUUCGCGCGCCCUCACGGGAAGGCAACCGCAAUUCGAGCGGGUGGAGGAGGAGGACGAUACCCCUGGCCUCAAGGACGGGUUUGACUGGUACAUGAGCCCAGGCGACAAAUCCAAAUACGAGGAGAUAUAUUCUGCGAACAAGAACCAUCGCGGGGAGGUAACAUUCGAGUCCCUUCAACCCCUCUAUGACUCCCUCGCCGUACCCGACACCGACAUCCGCUCCGCCUGGAAUCUCGUUAACCCUUCCGCCUCCUCCACAAUCUCCAAAGAUGCCACACUCGCCUUUCUCCACAUCCUCAACAACAGACACGAGGGCUACCGCAUCCCACGCACUGUCCCCGCUUCCCUCCGCGCCUCCUUCGAAUCCAACAAAAUCGACUAUCAACUCGACAACGUACGCCCCGCGCAGCGAUGGGGCACUGAUACUGACAUAGAUACCAGCACCGGCCGCAAGGCUAAAUUCGGCGACGCAUAUCUGAGCCGCCUAGGCGUUGGCGGGCGGACUACGUAUCGUCCGCAGGGGACUGAUUUCAGCAGCACGAUACAAGAUGAGGAGUGGGAGAAGGUGAGGCUGCGGCGCGAGCUGGCGGAGUUGGAAAAUAAGCUAGAGACUGCUAAUAGCGCUUUGGAGUCGAGGAAGAGGGGGAGUGGCGCUGUUAAUGGCGGGCCUAAUUGGACGCUUAUCAAGAAGGAGGCGUUGCAGUUGUUGGAGUAUAAGGAGAGAGAGUUGCGGGAGCUUAGAGAGGGUACUGGUAGAGUUAAGGAAGGGGAAAGUCUGGAGAGGUUGAGAGAGGACGUGAAGACGGUUGGUGAUCAGGUGGAAGGGUUGAGGGCGCAUUUGGCAAGGAGGAAUGAGACGUUGGCUGAGUUGAAGGACCAGAUUCGGGAGGAGAAGCGGAGUCGGUGA
Blastomyces dermatitidis ER-3 is the source of this 1218-nucleotide messenger RNA. Its product is annotated as actin cytoskeleton-regulatory complex protein END3. NCBI's taxonomy places the organism in Eukaryota, Fungi, Ascomycota, Eurotiomycetes, Onygenales, Ajellomycetaceae. Gene Ontology annotation, cellular component: plasma membrane; cytoplasm. Gene Ontology annotation, molecular function: protein binding; calcium ion binding. The transcript has 3 exons. The coding region runs from base 1 to 1218 and encodes 405 amino acids. The record is from RefSeq and is a predicted model, not a curated record. Gene Ontology annotation, biological process: endosomal transport; endocytosis; actin filament organization.